Mus musculus (house mouse) is the source of this 2553-nucleotide messenger RNA. It is a transcript of the gene Vmn2r120, whose product is annotated as vomeronasal 2, receptor 120. The record is from RefSeq and is marked validated. Gene Ontology annotation, biological process: detection of chemical stimulus involved in sensory perception of smell; G protein-coupled receptor signaling pathway. Gene Ontology annotation, cellular component: membrane; plasma membrane. The transcript is spliced from 6 exons. NCBI's taxonomy places the organism in Eukaryota, Metazoa, Chordata, Mammalia, Rodentia, Muridae. Gene Ontology annotation, molecular function: G protein-coupled receptor activity. The coding region runs from base 1 to 2553 and encodes 850 amino acids.
AUGUUGAUUUUUGUUUCUGUGUUGUUGUUCCUGAAUUUUCCUGUAGCUUCCUGUGAGCCAAUAAACCCAGGAUGCUCUCUGGGCAUGGCAGAUGCUAUAUUCCAGGAUGGAGAUGUAUUGGUUGGUGUAUUCUUACCCCUUCAUGCAUAUCUAACAUCACCACAACUAUAUGGUCCUGAUAUUGAUACCACUAUGAAACAGAUACAUCCAAAUAAGUAUCAAUAUGUGAUAGCAUUGAAUUUUGCCAUUGAAGAAAUCAACAAGAAUAUACAUCUCUUACCUAACAUAUCUCUGGGUUAUGAUAUGUACAGUAUUGUUCAGUAUCAAGCAACUAUACUAGAGCACUCCAUCAGAUUUCUCACAGGCUUGAAAGAGGCCAUCCCUAACUACACCUGCAGAAAAGAAUCAAAAUUAAUAGCAGUAGUGACAGGAACAUCAUGGGAAUUUCCUUCCAGAAUCAGCACCAUUCUAGGUCUCUACAAAUAUCCUCAGUUGACAUUUGGGCCUUUUGAUCCAAUGCUUAGUGACCAUGUGAAGUUUCCUUUUAUCUAUCAGAUGGCCCCCGAGGACACAUCUCUGGCCCUGGGCAUGGUCUCAUUGAUGGUUCAUUUUAGCUGGACCUGGGUGGGGCUGAUCAUCACAGAGAAUGAAAAGGGUAUUAAAUUUCUGUCAGACUUGAAAAGAGAGAUGAAGAAAAACAGUGUGUGUGCAGCCUUUGUACAAAUGCUCAGUCUCAAAUACCGGUACAACUGGAAUGAUCUGCUCAGCACUGAUCCUGCAAUCAUGGGGGAAAUGGUAAAGGUGUUCAUUGUAUUUGCUGAUAUUGACUCUACUCUAGUUGUGAUAUUUAAAGCAUCAGGACAAGUAGACCCGUGGAGGGUGUGGGUCACAACCUCACAGUGGGAUAUUGCUAGCAGUGUAAGACAUUUCAUCCUGGACUCAUUCCAUGGAACCCUCAUUUUUUCACAACAUCAUCCUGAAAUUUCUGCUUUUAAAGAUUUUAUACAGACUGUAAACCCAUCCAAAUAUCCAGAUGAUAUCUUUCUUUCACAUAUAUGGAAAAUGUAUUUGAAUUGUCCAUUUUCACGGGUUUACUGUAAAACACUGAAAACUUGUUCAUCCAAUGGAUCCUUGGCAUUGUUACCUUGGCACCGAUUUGACAUGGACAUGAGUGAAGAGAGUUAUCACAUAUAUAACGCAGUGUAUGCAGUUGCCCACAGCCUCCAUGAAAUGCUCCAAGAACAUGCAGAUGUACAACCAGUGAAAAGCAGGAAAAGACUGGUUUUUUCCCCUUGUAGGCUACACCCUUUCCUGAAGAACAUCCAGUUUAAUAAUCCUAGUGGAGACAAAGUAGAUCUGAGCCAUACAGGAAAACUGGAAACAAAGUAUGACAUUUUUAACUUCUGGAACUUCCCACAAGGUCUUGGUCUUAAGGUGAAAGUAGGGACAUUUUCUUCUUUUCUUCCACGUAACAAACAGUUCUCUCUGUCAGAUGGCAUGAUCGAGUGGGGCACCAAAGACAAACAGACUCCCCUGUCUGUGUGCAGUACAAGCUGUGCUCCUGGAUUAAUGAAAUCCCCUCAGGAGGGCAAGGCUUCAUGCUGUUUUGAUUGCCACCCCUGCUUAGAGAAUGAAAUCUCCAAUGAGACAGACAGUAUUCAGUGUAUAAAGUGUCCAGAUGAUCAGUAUGCCAACACAGAACAAACUCACUGCAUCCCUAAAGCUGUGACUUUUCUGGCCUAUGAAGAUCCCUUGGGGAUGGCUCUGGCUUGCAUGGCUCUGUGCUUCUCUGCACUCACAGCUCUUGUUCUUGGUGUCUUUGUAAAGCAUCAUGAAACUCCGAUUGUGAAAGCCAAUAACCGCACUCUCAGCUACAUCCUGCUCAUCUCCCUCAUCUUAUGUUUCCUCUGCUCAUUGCCCUUCAUUGGGCUUCCCAACAUGGCAACUUGCAUUCUACAGCAGAUGUCAUUUGGAGUUGUGUUCACUAUAGCUGUAUCUACUGUCUUGGCCAAAACUGUUACUGUGGUUCUGGCUUUCAGAAGCACUGUACCAGGAAGAAGGAUGAGAUGGAUUCUGGUUUCACCUAACUUGAUCAUUCCCAUAUGUACCCUUAUCCAAAUGGUUCUUUGUGCAAUCUGGUUGGGAGCAUCUGCUCCCUUUGUUGACAUAAAUGCACACAAUGAACGUGGCCACAUCACCAUCAUGUGCAACAAGGGAUCCGCUACUGCCUUUUACUGUGUGCUGGGAUACCUAGGCUUUUUAGCUAUGGGAACGUUAACUGUGGCAUUUUGGGCCAGGAACCUGCCUGACAUAUUCAAUGAAGCCAAGUUCCUGACAUUUAGCAUGCUGGUGUUCUGUAGUGUCUGGGUCACCUUCCUCCCUGUCUACCAUAGCACCAAGGGAAAGGUCAUGGUGGCUGUGGAGGUCUUCUCCAUCUUGGCCUCCAGUGCAGGGUUGCUAGGAUGCAUAUUUGUCCCCAAAUGCUACAUAAUUCUUAUAAGACCUAAGAAUGGUUCUUUUAAAGGACUGAGAGGCACAAGAGUGUGCAAGUGA